Molecule: messenger RNA, 1596 nt
Organism: Bradysia coprophila
Lineage: Eukaryota; Metazoa; Arthropoda; Insecta; Diptera; Sciaridae
Source: RefSeq, a predicted model, not a curated record
AUGGCAGAGAAAUGGAUUACAGCCAUAAAAAGUGAUAAUUUAAAGGAUUUGUUGAAUGAAAAUAAACUGGCCCGUUCUUAUCAUAAAGUCUGUAAAAAACAUUUCGAUGAAAGCGAUUUUGCACCGAAUGGGAAGGAUAAAAGCGUGCUUGUGCCCAACUCAGUACCGAGUCGUUUUUUACCGUUACCAGAUGAAACUGUUCAUUGUGCAAACGCCGAAUCAUCGAAUCAACCAGCAACACCUUUGCCCAAAAGAACAGUUAACUCGGCCGAAACAUUAAAACCAUCUAAACCAAAACAACCAGCCAAGCGUUUGACCGAUGGAAACACUGCGAAUUCCGAUUCACUAAAAUCAUCCAGUCCAAUGCCACCAGUGAAACAUCAUCAACAACGACAUCGCCAAAUAACUGAUUCGAUAUCUUUACCAAACUCAAAGAUCGACAAGGAGGAAUGUGAAGAUGAAUGGAUUAAUGUGGAUUCCAUGAACGACCGUGAAGUGUCGAGUACCAAUGAGCUAUGGCGGGACUAUGGCGAAAGGUCCUAUCAGCAGUGGAGAAUCACGGAGAGCAGACUGCUUCGUCAGAUCAAAGAAUUGAAGAAGAGAGUGUCGUCCUUGCAGUUCAAGCUCAAGGAAAACAAAGUCAACGAUAAGAAAGUCAUCGGCUACUUAAGCACCGCCUUGAACGAAAUGCAGUUGGAAUUCAUCAAAAUGCAAAUAACCAACCGGGGUAGACCGAAGCACGGCAGGCGAUAUACUGCAAAACAAAAAAGCAUGUGCCUCGCCAUAUAUAAACAAGGACCGAAACUCUACAGAUUUUUGGGAUCCGGGUUCGUCUUACCAACUAAAAAAACUUUGGGACGGCACAGUGCAAAUAUGAUAUUCACAACCGGAGUCGAUUUCAAAGUGCUCAAAGCUGUGAAAAAUGUGGUAGAUGAAUGGCCAGAAGCAGACAAGUACUGUACGAUAAUGUGGGAUGAAGUGUCUUUACAGGAGCACUUAGACUACUGCUCUACUCAAGACAUCAUCGAGGGUUUUGUUCAACUGACCAAUUCAAGAAUACCUAAAUUUGCAACACACGCUCUGACUUUCAUGGUCAGAGGCAUCAAAAUACAAUUUAAACAGUCGGUGGGUUACUUCUACACAAACGGUCUGUUUGCGUUUGAAUUAGUUGAACUAAUUAAACUCAUGAUCGGGGCCACGAUUAACAUAGACAAAAUUGAGCUUUGUUACGCUGACCAACUGUCGAGUUCCGAAGAACUCAUCGAAAUUAUCGAAGUUGAUGAUAAUUGGGUCGACCACACCCAAAUCGAAAAUGAAGUCCACGGUGUUUGUGCAGUUGAUGCAGACGAUCAAAAUGUUCAUUCUGAAACCGAAAGAGAAGAUUUUUGCAUCGAGAUGGUAGACAAGAGUUUCUCCGAAGAUGAAGCCGAUAAGUCGGAGGCAACAGAUUCAGAAGAUCAAAUCGAAUUGAUCGAGGUUGAAGAGGACUGGGAUCCCGAAGACCAAGAAGCCGUUUGUCAAGAAAUGAAUGUGAAAGAAAUUCCGAAUGAAAUCAGCACCGAAUUUUAUGAUAGAGACGAGGGUACGACGAAUUGA